Molecule: messenger RNA, 2644 nt
Organism: Hypanus sabinus (Atlantic stingray)
Lineage: Eukaryota; Metazoa; Chordata; Chondrichthyes; Myliobatiformes; Dasyatidae
Product: probable G-protein coupled receptor 148
Exons: 1
Coding region: 1526-2584 (352 amino acids)
Biological process (GO): G protein-coupled receptor signaling pathway
Cellular component (GO): membrane
Molecular function (GO): G protein-coupled receptor activity
Source: RefSeq, a predicted model, not a curated record
AUGCCAUCCAACUCAAGAACUGGUGCUAAUGCUAUUCUUUGUCUAUUGAAUUUUACUGUAGUUUUGUGUUCGGUGUGUAACUAAAUACUGUGACCAAAGUGACUAACUCAAUUAAUAUGCAUUACAACUGUGAUGUGCAGAAGGGCAGCACUGACUGUUGAGUUCAGUUGCAACACUGAAUGCACAACAUGUUGAACCUUGAAAUGGAUGGGCUACAGCAGCAAAAGAUCAAUAUUAGGAGGUACCUAAAAAAGUGUCCGCUGAAUGUAUCUAGAAAUGUUCAAGGGUCUUUCAGUGACAUACCAAAUCUCCUCAAACUUAUGACAAAGAGCUGCUGGCAUGCCACCUUCAUCAAUGUGUUGGGCCCAGAUCAGAUCAUCUGGGACAAAGCAACACACACAAAAUGCUGGAGGAAUUCAAUAGGCAGUCCUGAGGAAGGGCCUUGGCCUGAAACGUCAACUGUUUACUCUUUUCCACAGAUACUGCCUGGCCUGCUGAGUUCCACCAGCAUUUUGUGUGUAUUGCUUCGGAUUUCCAGUAUCUGAAGAUUUUCUCAUGUUUGAGAUCAUCUGAGUUGAUGGUGCUCGGGAUCUAGAAGUUGCUCAUCUCAACCACCUACCCCUCAAAACAGACUGGUGUGUGUUCUCCCAACAUUCCCUAUCUAAGCCCGCAAAGCAAGCCUAACACUUACAGGAAUGAGAUGUGUUGAUCAAUAAUUGGGCAAUGUAAUAGGUCAAAAACUGCAAGAUGAUCUGCUUGGAUAAGUUUAUUCAGCUGACUCCAGUACCAAUAUCGCAUUAUCCUAAAAGGUUACUUAAAGGAUUUUCUGUACAAAACCAAUAAUGAUAUUGCUAUUAAAAACAAAUUCAAUCUUUGGAGCAUGAGAAGUGACAAAUGUGGUUUCGUGUUAGCUUGAGAGAUGGAGCUGUUAUUCAUUUAGAAUCUGUUUUAAUUAAUGAAAUCCUUCUGUUCACUGGCAUUGAUCGGAUAAAAUGCAUCCAAUGAAGUGUCAAAUCAAACAAUGUGUCCAAUGAGUGUCAAAUCAACAACCUGUCUCCUGACAAAUGAAGUGGCAGUGUGUCUCUGCUCUGCUGCAAGCGACAGAUUUGGUGCUGUGCUGAUUUUUAGGGCACUAAACCAAUUCCAUUUGAAGGAACAUAUUUGGUAGAGAAUUUUGUUUUUUUAAUCAGAUAAAGAUAAAAUUCUAUUUAAGUCUGGAUCUUGGUUUCAGCUUCUGCUACAUUUAUUUUUAUGAAUAUGUUUAUGAAAUUAAGAAAGCACAUACUGAACCAGCUUCGAGCUGCAUAUAAGAACUGUGUGAAGAAUUGUUCCUUUUACACUUGAAGAGGAGGAUUUUUCUUCUUUACUUUUCAAGAAUAUACAGGAUCACAUGAGUGCAAGUAUUAUCUGCAGUAAGACUGAAGGGAUUUUGAUCAAAAUGAGCAAAUCAAGUUGAAGACCCUUGCUGGACUGGAUGAAAGCAAACACUAAUUUGUGGUCAUGAGUUGAUUUCAAGUGGUAUGCAAUGAAUUUGUAUAAUUGCAAUCAUCAUGCCAACCACAAUGAGAUGUCUCUUCUAGCUGAAGAACUCGUUACUGUACAGUUCCCUGCAAAUGCUUCCCAUUCCAUGGAUUUUCUUCAGCACGAAGACAUGCAAGCAUGGGUGAAUGCUUUGGGACACUCCAAAACAAACAUUUUGAUGAUUCCUCUGAUAAUUUGCCUUUUUGCCUCAUUGUUGGCUGCACCUCUUGUCUUGAUUGCCAUCUUUUCAAACAACAACCUUCAUCAGGAAACCAGGUAUCUGCUGCUUGCCAACACUUUGGUUAAUGAUCUAAUUUAUUCAGUACUGAACACCUUCAUCGACAUCCUUAAUGCUGCAGGUGUCGGGAUGCCUAAAGUUGUUUGCGAAACACUAUUGUAUGUGUUAACAGUGUCUUACUGUAAUGGCCUUCUGACAGUUACUGCAAUGGUGGUGGACACUUAUGUGGCUGUUAGCUGGCCCCUUCAUUAUCCCUCACUUUUACCUCGAUCCAGGGCCCUGAAAAUCAUCAUCUGUAUUUGUAUUGCUUCUGCCACAGCUCCAUCUGUCAUUUAUAUAAUGACACUCGGAACUCAACAGAAUCCAUUGUCCACAAUAUCAGUUUGUAUUUUACCUUUGAUAUUCAUGUUUUCCUUCCUUCGAUUACCUAUAUUAAAAAUGUAUUACAGUUUUACAGUAAUUUACUUUCUAAUAUGUUUAGUACUGAUUUCCAGUAGCUAUGUCAUGUUAUACUGCAAAACUAAGACGUCAGGAAUAUGGACUGGCAACUCCAGGGCAAGGCAGACUUACCUUAUUCAUUCAAUGCUGCUAUUCUUUUACUUCAUCCCUUUGCUUGUGCUGGUGGCAGGGGGUACACUCCAAGAAAUGGACCUGAUUUCCUAUGUGACAGGACUCUGGAUCAAUAUGUCAAUGGCAAAUUUGCUUAUGAUGUUACCCAAAGCAGUUUCCCCAUAUGUUUAUGCACUGCGGUACCGAGAGGUGACAAAGUCAAUCCAAACUUUAUCACUGCUGAGGCACAUUAGGCGUGUAAACCCCACUGAUUAGCACCAUCAGGAUACUUGAUUCAUUCAAAUGAAACUUUCAACCAUAGGAAAACUGUCAAUG